AUCACCAGCGGUAGGCAGCAAUGCGGCAACACUGCCUAGUCUGCCGGGAAUGGACAGAAGAAGAAGAACACUGCCGGAAUUCUACAAGAAGAAGAAGACAACUACCGUUCAUGUGUCACCGACCUAAACACCGGAGCAGCCAGCCGAGAGGAGCCGUUAGCCGGAUCCAAACAACGGCAGAACCCCCCCCCGAGGAGUAUUAGUCUGCUGCUCAGACAUGGACCGACACCGGAAACAGCUGGAGGAGGUUUUAAAACCGGAGACGAAGCUGCGAGGAGAAGCUUUACCUUCAGAUGUCCAGAAAGUGAUUGUUGGUGAAGAACAUCAGCAGGAGUGGAGCGCCAGUCUGGACCAGGAGGACACAAAGCCCCCACACAUUAAAGAGGAACAGGAGGAACUCCGGAUCAGUCAGGAUGAAGAGCAGCUUCAAAGGCCGGAGGAGGCUGAUACCAUCAAGUUCCCAUUCACUCCUGUCCCUGUGAAGAGUGAAGAUGAUGAAGAUAAAAAUCUGUUCUCACAGCGUAAUCAAAGACAAACUGAACAGAUGGAAACCGAAGCUGGUGGAGAGGACUGUGGAGGACCAGAACCAGCCACGAACUCCGAUCCAGAUACACAUUCACAACCAGAUACUGAUGACGAGCCUGGACACUCUCCUGAACCUGAUACCAGUGCUGAUUGGAAAGAGACCCUUGUCAGUGAUUCAAGAUGUACUACUGGUGAGAAAGAGCAUGAGAAAAGAUUGGGCGCCAGUGGACAUGGAAAGAGGCCAUUUAGCUGCUCAGUCUGUAAGAAAGCUUUUAAACAGAGUGGACAUUUACAGAAACACAUGAGAACCCACACAGGAGACAAGCCAUUUAGCUGCUCAGUCUGUGAGAAAGCUUUUACACUGAGCGAAUAUUUACAGGCACACAUGAGAAUCCACACAGGAGAAAAGCAGUUUAGCUGCUCGGUCUGUAACAAAGCUUUUACAGUGAGUGGAAAUUUACGGGCCCACAUGAGAAUCCACACAGGCGAGAAACCGUUUAGCUGUGCAUUCUGUGAGAAGGCUUUCACAGAGAGUGGGCACUUACAGGCACACAUGAGAAUCCACACCGGAGAGAAACCAUUUAGCUGCUCCGUCUGUCAGAAAUCUUUUAGAGUGAGUGGGAGUUUACGGAUACACAUGAGGGUCCACACAGGAGAGAGACCAUUUAGCUGCUCCAUCUGUAUGAAAUCUUUUACAGUCAGUGGAAGCUUACAGAAACACAUGAGAACCCACACAGGAGAGAGACCAUUCAGUUGCUCACUCUGUAAGAAAGCUUUCACAGAGAGAGGACAUUUACAGCAACACAUGAGAACCCACAUAAGAGAUACCAUUUAGCGGUGUGAAGUGGAGCUCUAGUCCGGAAGGAGAGCAUAGAACAUCAGUCAGGUUUAAACACCAAAAAUGAAUGAAAUUUCUUAAGGUUAUAUGACAUGUAACACUCUGUGGGUUCUUUUAAAAAGUCUAAAAUCCGAUAAUUAGAAUUGUAUGCUUUAAAAUGUCUUAAGUAUGAUUUUGAUAGGUCUAAAGAAAAAUGUAUCUGACUAUGAAGUUAAUGUAACGGUUGAUCUCCAUGGAAUGCCAAAGAUUACCUUAUUCAUUUUUGCAACUAACAGCCAAUCCAUGCAACCCCAGCCCUCUCCAAAAUGGCAGUCCUAACUCAGUCUCCCUUAAGUGUGAAGUGCUGUGACAACACCAUCCCUAUAAAAGCAACAACUGCUCUGGAUUUUCUACUGCACAAGAUCAACGGGAAUAGUUCAAAUGACUCUGUACGCAAUUGGAUAGUCCUUCGACCAAUCGGACCAAUGAUCCGGGUGACGUUAGCGGCGGCCGCGGCGUCAACGGGCGGCUGCACUUCGGUGCCCGCCGUGUUGAAUGUGAACAAAAAAGCUGCUUGGUCGCUUCUCCGUCAUCGUGGUAAACCCGCCAAUAAUACCGCGCCAGGUGGAUAAGCCAGUUUGUGAUUGGUCCCCGCAGAUUUGUAACAGAAGCAGGAUAGAUAAAAUCAAAUCACCGGCGGAUCGGGCUGGAUUUACCCAGUCUACUAUUCUCCCAGCCUGGCUUCCCCACAAUGAUGGAACUGCCAGCGGAUUUAUUUCAGUGCUAAUGUAACCAACUGGGCUCGCAGUAGCAUAGCAACAGCGGCUAAGCAAAGCUGUCAACGGUUUACCUUCUGUUAAUGUACAUGUAUUGAUUUGAUUUAAUGCCAUCCAGACCUUCUGUAUAUUGUUUGUUUUGUUUAAGUUAUUGGGUAGCCAAACUGCUAAGUUGAUGCUAGUUUAGGCUUCACACUGACCCUCUUGCACCUCCUCCCUCCUAACCUGGUACCUUAACUUACACAGAUUUGACUUUAAACAUCCAGACAUACACACUUUAAUAGUUAGCAAAAAUAACCCCACCUUGCAGCCUUUGAUUUGACAUUGAACACACCGUGAAAGAGACUCAGCUCUUCUUUUAAAUGUUCUCUGUCCAAAAAACUGUAUCGAGCAUCUCAUUAUCACCAGCCGUAUCCCCAUUCAUAUUCAGACGCAACAAAUGAUAUAGAUCCAGCUACAAAAUAGCCGGAAAAGUCAAACGUUAGAAGUACAAAGAGUUAGACAAAAGUACAAAGAGAGACAACUUAUCUUAUAGAGGAAUUAGAUUGUAGAGUAUGCUAUUACUUGAUCACACGUUUACAUGAGCAGACAGACAGCAUUUAAGUCCUUGCUUACAGAAGAACUCAUCAGGAGCAAAGUCUGGCCUAAGUAAAAAAAACCCACCCCCACCCCCCCCCAUGCAGCUUUGAUGCGUCUAAAAGCCAACAUUAUAGUCCUCCCCCCCUCCCCCCGUCUUAAAAGCCUAGUGACGUCCCUGUGUACAACUAAAACCACACGCACACAUCCUUUUCGUCCUUUAGCUUAGAUCUUUUAGUUGAGAUAGAUGUCAUGUUUUCUUGUUAAUUUUUUACUUUUUGCUUUUAUUCAUUUUGGGAAUAAAUGUUCUGGAAUAUACAUGUUGUCUAUGUAACUUUGAACAAACUGCAGUUUUGCCUAACAAGAACUCUGACAUCUUUCAACUUUUGCUGGUUAUUGCUAUGUCAACUUUGGUUGUAGUUAUUCAUUUAAUUAUUAAUUCCAACUUGAUAGUGUAGUAUAUUUUAUGAGACUUGGGUCACUUCAUUUACUUUUCUUGAUCUUUUCAAGUUAUUUGUGCACAGAAAAUGCGCGUUGCCUGUAUCUUUUCACGGCAAACACAACCGCUCAAAUGUACGGACGUAGUGUUUAAACUUCACGGAGACAACCAAAUUGUGUGUGUGUGUGUGUGUGUGUGUGUGUGUGUGUGUGUGUGUGUGUGUGUGUGUGUGUG
Perca flavescens (yellow perch) is the source of this 3367-nucleotide messenger RNA. Its product is annotated as gastrula zinc finger protein XlCGF8.2DB-like. Lineage: Eukaryota; Metazoa; Chordata; Actinopteri; Perciformes; Percidae. The record is from RefSeq and is a predicted model, not a curated record. Gene Ontology annotation, cellular component: nucleus. The coding region runs from base 218 to 1360 and encodes 380 amino acids. Gene Ontology annotation, molecular function: DNA-binding transcription factor activity, RNA polymerase II-specific; RNA polymerase II transcription regulatory region sequence-specific DNA binding. Gene Ontology annotation, biological process: regulation of transcription by RNA polymerase II; embryo development. The transcript has 2 exons.